Molecule: messenger RNA, 2068 nt
Organism: Pisolithus orientalis
Lineage: Eukaryota; Fungi; Basidiomycota; Agaricomycetes; Boletales; Pisolithaceae
Exons: 10
Coding region: 14-1840 (608 amino acids)
Source: RefSeq, a predicted model, not a curated record
GUUAUCGCAUUCGAUGUGGGCACAACGUAUAGUGGGGCCUCCUACUGCAUCCUUGAUCCUGGUGAAGUUCCCAAGAUACUUGGAGUCGCAAGGUACCCGGCACAAGAACAUCUUGGGGGCGAUAAUAAAAUACCAUCAAUACUUUACUAUGAUCAGCAGCACACAGUGCGGGCAGCUGGCGGGGAGGCACUACAGGAACAUAUCAUUGAACAAGCCGAGGAUGAGAAUUGGGCCAAGGUUGAAUGGUCAGUGUUCAAAAAUUCGCUGCGAUGGUGACCAACGUUACGUUUCACUCAGGUGGAAGCUCCAUCUGCGCUCAAAGAAUUUACCUUCGUCCCACAUUAAGGAUGACGACAUUCCACCCCUCCCAGAGGGUCUUGAUGCGGUCCGUGUGCUGAGCGACUUCAUGAAAUAUUUGUUCCAUUGCACGCGUAGCUAUAUCAUGGAGUCGCAUACCAGUGGUUCUGACCUGUGGAAGUCUCUCGGGAAUCGGAUCGAUUUCGUCCUCACCCAUCCGAAUGGAUGGGAAGGUCGUCAGCAGCAGCAAAUUCGACAAGCCGCGGAGCUUGCUGGGCUCAUUCCCGAAGGACCUGACGGGCAGUCUCGACUUCACCUCUUGACCGAAGGGGAAGCCAGUCUACACUUUUGUGUGACGACAGUGCUUGUUUCAGAUGCUUUCUCCAAGAUGCCCAUCGCUUGCUCAGACGAAUCUGACGAGGAAGAUGCCACACCAGGAUAUAAGGGCGUCGCGAUCCUUGAUGCUGGGGGCGGUACCGUAGAUAUGAGUGUGUAUUCUAUGGAUUUUUCACCCUCAGUUACCGUUGAAGAGAUCGCACCGGCCGAAUGUCGACUUCAAGGGUCUGUCUUUGUGACUCUUCGAGCACAACAGCUCCUCAAAUCAAAGCUCGCCAACUCGCCAUUCGGCACCGCCGAUAUGAUUCAGCAAAUAACAAAGAUAUUUGAUAAAACGACAAAACUCGGGUUUCGGAACGAGACAACUGAUCCCGAGCUCGGCAUCAGAUCAGGCCAGCUUAAACUAGCGGGAGAAGAUAUCGCGAAGUUGUUUGAGCCCUCAAUUGAGGCAAUAGCGGAAGCGUUCAAACAACAGCAACGGACUUCGACCCUACCCAUCAGUCACGCUUUUCUCGUGGGUGGUUAUGCUGCCAGCGACUUUUUAUUUUCGAGUCUGCAACGGCAUCCGGCCUUUUCAAACACCGUUUUGUGCCGACCGGGAACUCAGCUGUAUCCGGUCGCAGAUGGAGCAAUAUCUUUCUAUAUUGAUCAUCUAGUCAAAACAAGAGUGGCAAAAGUCACCUAUGGGAUCCCUGUCGCAAUCCGUUACGAUUCUUCUCGACUUGACCACAUCGCGAGGAAGAAUACCAAGGUCCUUAGCCUCUCUGGCCACUGGGUUUUGCCUAACGCAUUUGGGUCGAUACUGAACAAGGGAACCCGUGUUUCCGAGGAGCAAGAAUCACGGCUGCGAGUUUCCAAGGUCGGAGAAUCUGCCUCAGACUGUUCCCACAUUACCUCUAGAAUCUACGCCUACAGCGGCAAUCUUUCUGAUGCGAUUUGGAUGGAUGCAGAGCCUGGUAUACAAUCUCUUCUACGAGUCUACCUGCAUUUGACACAAGAGGCAGGUUCAUUUGCGAUCAAAUGCACAGUCGAUGCAGAUACUUCGAAGGCUGCCAAGAAACUUUCUCAACAAACUGCCCUUUCGGGUGAUAAGUUCUAUCGAAUCGAUUACGAGGUGGUGUUGUUAUUCGGUCUGACUGAACUCAAGGCCCAGAUAAGCUGGAUGGAGAAUGGAGUCGAAAUGAGGUAUGGUUCCCAAACUGAGUGAACGCGUGAAGUCACCUCAACUGUCUGAAUAUGACAGAACUCCUGCCUCCAUAGCGUACGUGGAGGAUUGACGGCUAGGACGGAAGGAUCUACUCGCACUGUGGACCAUGGAGCCAGCUUUGGUAUCUCUAAUUACAUAAGUGGUCGCUGGGCGUAUUCCUGUUUCCAUAUUAGUCUUGUAUUUUUCCUUAGGUACCCGCUUGUUCAAUGUACUUCAAUCUCUGAGCCG